This is a messenger RNA of Centropristis striata (black sea bass), 2033 nucleotides long. It is a transcript of the gene cstf1, whose product is annotated as cleavage stimulation factor, 3' pre-RNA, subunit 1. NCBI's taxonomy places the organism in Eukaryota, Metazoa, Chordata, Actinopteri, Perciformes, Serranidae. The coding region runs from base 315 to 1610 and encodes 431 amino acids. Gene Ontology annotation, cellular component: mRNA cleavage stimulating factor complex. Gene Ontology annotation, biological process: mRNA 3'-end processing. The transcript is spliced from 6 exons. Gene Ontology annotation, molecular function: protein binding; RNA binding. The record is from RefSeq and is a predicted model, not a curated record.
UUUUAAAUUGUAUGAUGCAGCGCAUUUCCUUCAACAGAACAAUAUGCUGCUGCUGCGUUGUACUGACUUUGUCCAGUCUGUUCGGGCUUUAAAUCCGCACGCAAACUGCUGUUGUUUUGCUUUGUCCUGAUUGUAGCAACAAUGCUAACAUCAUUAGCAGCACUGCUUAGCACAAGUUUCAUUCAUUGGUUGUAGCUGACCAGACGUUAGCCCGAGCUUACGGUUGAAACGUCUGGUAGCAAACAUCUAGUUUUAUACAACACGCCAUCAGGUUGUUGCUAUUGACGCCCCUCCGCUGCUCACACUGAGCCACCAUGUAUCGUCCCAAACCUACUCUGAAGGACCGACAGCAGCUCUACAGGCUGAUCAUCAGCCAGCUGCUCUAUGAUGGAUACACCAACAUCGCCAACAGUCUCAUCAAUGAGGUCAAACCACAGAGUGUUGUGUCUCCCUCUGAGCAGCUGAUGCAGCUGGCAAAGAUAGGGAUGGAGAAUGAUGACAGUGCAGUCCAGUAUGCCAUUGGGCGCUCAGAUACGGUAGCACCUGGUGUGGGUAUUGAUCUGGAAUUCGAUGCUGAUGUCCAGACUAUGUCUCCAGAGGCAUCAGAGUAUGAGACCUGCUAUGUAACAUCCCAUAAGGGUCCGUGCCGCGUUGCUUCAUAUAGUCGCGACGGCCAGCUGAUUGCCACUGGCUCAGCAGACGCUUCCAUCAAGAUCCUGGAUACUGAACGCAUGCUGGCCAAGAGUGCCAUGCCUAUUGAGGUGAUGAUGAACGAGACAGCGCAGCAGAACAUGGAGAAUCACCCUGUGAUCCGAACACUGUACGACCACGUGGACGAAGUGACCUGCCUCGCCUUCCAUCCCACUGAACAGAUUCUAGCGUCUGGCUCCAGAGAUUACACCCUCAAGCUGUUUGACUACUCAAAGCCCUCAGCAAAAAGAGCAUUUAAAUAUAUACAGGAAGCAGAAAUGCUACGUUCAAUCUCCUUCCACCCAUCAGGUGACUUCCUGCUGGUGGGAACGCAGCACCCCACCCUACGUCUCUAUGACGUCAACACCUUCCAGUGCUUUGUGUCCUGCAACCCUCUGGACCAGCACACAGACACCAUCAGCGGCGUCAGCUACAACCCCAGCGCCAACAGCUACGUCACCUGCAGCAAGGACGGCAGCAUCAAGCUGUGGGACGGCGUCUCCAACCGUUGCGUGACCUCUUUCGAUAAGGCCCAUGAUGGGGCAGAGGUUUGCUCCGCCAUCUUCUCCAAGAACUCCAAGUACAUCCUGUCCAGUGGCAAAGACUCCGUAGUGAAACUGUGGGAGAUUUCUACAGGCCGGACACUGGUCAAGUACACAGGUGCAGGACUGAGUGGACGUCAGAUGCACCGUACACAGGGAGUGUUCAACCACACAGAGGACUAUGUGCUGCUGCCAGACGAGCGCACCAUCAGCCUGUGCUGCUGGGACUCUCGCACGGCCGAGAGGAAAAACCUGCUGUCUCUAGGACACAACAACAUCGUCCGCUGCAUCGUCCACUCGCCCACAAAUCCCGGCUUCAUGACCUGCAGCGACGACUUCAGGGCUCGCUUCUGGUACCGCCGCACCACCACAGACUGAGACACAUCCAGCCUAAUGUCCCUCUCACUUCCUCUCCUGUGUGAAAACCAAACGUCUUCAUGACCUCAGGGGACUCAUCAGCUCUUCUGGUCUGUGUGACUUCAUUUUGAUUUAAUUUGGCGCGGCAGUGGAACUUGUUGGACAGUUCUUAAGAAAAGGAGUUGCCAUUGAACCAUCUUAAGAAUAAAGCACUGUUCCUUUAGAUGUCUUCUCUUUUUGAUAACAACACGUUGUGAUACAAUGAACUGUUGUUUUAUUUAGUUCAAAGUCUGAUCUUAUAACUUCACCUCUUCUCACAUCUCAUAAUUCUCAGUUGUAUGUCCCGAAUGAAAACGGAGCUGUUUUGUCGUCUUUUCCACUUUUAUAUUUUGUCUAUGUCCUUUGAUGUAAUUCAGAUUUUUAUUAAACAAUUAAAAGGAACAA